Molecule: messenger RNA, 885 nt
Organism: Beauveria bassiana ARSEF 2860
Lineage: Eukaryota; Fungi; Ascomycota; Sordariomycetes; Hypocreales; Cordycipitaceae
Exons: 2
Coding region: 1-885 (294 amino acids)
Source: RefSeq, a predicted model, not a curated record
AUGUCAAAGUCCACAGGAUACGUUCAAUCGGAAAACCGAAAGAGAAGCCACAUUGAUACCGAAACUGGUAAUGAGCACGAUUCGGAGAUGCAGUCGCGCAAGAUUACUCUGCACAUGGAAAAUCAAGAGCGGGCCUAUGUAGCAGCGUCUCGCCGCACCGACCGUAGCCUCGAAGCGCGAUAUCAAUCCGCUCUCAUGGCCAGUGAAGUACACAAAAGGCGAACCGGAAAGGCUCUUCGCGUGACGCACCAAAUAGUACGAGACGAGGAAAUGUACGAAGAGGAAGACCAGGGCCUGCCCUCACCUUCGCGCUUCUCGCAGAAUGGAGAUCGUCGCAGGACCUUGUCGCAGACUGAUGCAUACAUUGCCGCUCUCAUUGCGAGAAAGUCGGGCAUGCAAAACUUUUUUGAGCACAAUCAUGCCUUGUUCAAAUCACCGCCCAACAACAAUGCGACGUGGACGGAACAGCCGCCCUCGACGACGCCGGCUUACAACUGCUGUUCGGCACCUUCGGUACACCAACCGAUCGGGUGCGAGAUUCCGAAUCAUGACCCCGCCACCUUUUCCAAGAUGAAUACCCACGCUUCACCAAACCUUUUUGAUGAAUCAGGACAUGGCCUGGAGCAUUGCUUUACAGAGUCGACUACUUUUCCCGGCAUCAUCUCUCAUGCCCAUACAUCAUCAAGUGGCUCUUCUUUGAGCGACCUGUCAUCCUACGAUUCCAACUACAUUUUCGGAUCUGGCUCGAAUGACCGGAAUUCGAGCCCAGAGUCUUCUGAUUUGCGGUUAGAGGAUUGCUUAGUAGGCACGGAUGGGGAAGACCUUUUGAACUUUGCGCCGAACGAAUUACUAGUUGGAUAUGAUGCGCAAUUCAAUACUCUGUAA